GAGGACAGUGCAAAAUAUGAGGAGUACUGUACCGCAAUCAACCUCAUAACGGGUGGCAUAAAGAUCAUCAAAUCUAGCCAAGAAAACCUUCAAACCUUGGUGGAUAAAUUAGAAAAAGCGUACGAAGAGUCCAAAUCCAAAGGGAAUAAAAAGGACCUCGUUAGCGAGAUCGAAGAAAUCGAUCAAUAUUGUCAAUUCAGCGAAAAGAUAGCUGGUGCAAAUGACAUUAUCUUCGUCCUACAAGCACGAAUCAACGAAUACCGAGACAAAGUGCAUAAAUUAGCUCUCAAACUCGGGAUUGAUCGCCAGAAAAGUCAAUUAACUGCAACAAAUAAGCACAUAGAAAAUAAGCAAAAGGGCAGUGACAGUCAAGAAUCGAUAGAUACAGAGCUUGCGCUAUGGCUAUCGGAUGACGCGUCAGACAGCUCCUUUGACAGAGAGGAUGUCGCCUGUCGCACUCUAAAGCCCAAACAAGCUGACGUCACAGUCGAAGACGUCAUGCAAGAGAUAGAAAAAGAGAUCACAGCGAAGAGGUUCGUUGACUCUAGGCUCAAAAACAGGUCCAAAUUCGAAGAGACCAAAAAGAAAGAGUUCCAACCAAAAGAUGAUAUUAAGAAGCCUAUCAAAAGCUGUGUCUUUUGUAAUCAGGUCAAUCAUCCAACGGCGUACUGUAGAAAUACAGACGUCCAAGCUAAAAGGCGUAUUGUAAGUGAAAGAAAACUUUGUUGGAAGUGCUUCUCCACAAAUCACAAUAGUUUCAGCUGUUCAUUGUCUAAUGUCCCACAAUGCGGAGACAAACACCAUACACAAAAGUUAUGGCAUCUUGGACUAGCGUGA
Cooperia oncophora is the source of this 837-nucleotide messenger RNA. Lineage: Eukaryota; Metazoa; Nematoda; Chromadorea; Rhabditida; Trichostrongylidae. The record is from the annotation of a GenBank genome assembly.